Ophidiomyces ophidiicola is the source of this 3069-nucleotide messenger RNA. RefSeq names its product AMP deaminase (gene AMD1). The coding region runs from base 1 to 3069 and encodes 1022 amino acids. Gene Ontology annotation, biological process: IMP salvage; AMP metabolic process. The transcript is spliced from 3 exons. NCBI's taxonomy places the organism in Eukaryota, Fungi, Ascomycota, Eurotiomycetes, Onygenales, Onygenaceae. Gene Ontology annotation, molecular function: AMP deaminase activity. Gene Ontology annotation, cellular component: cytosol. The record is from RefSeq and is a predicted model, not a curated record.
AUGGACGGCGGGAACGACGAUGACGCUGCGACGGGAGCGACCUCGCCCGUGCUGCCUCGAGACCGACAGCGACGAACAGCAACCUAUGACUAUGCCUACGAGAAGUCCGUGAGCCAUGCAGAAGCCAAACUGUUCUACCAGCGCCACCAGCAGGCAUAUAAGCCCUCUGAUGGCGACGCGCCGCAAAGCCCCCCUUUGGUCCCUCGAUCGAUGACGGACUCCGAGUCUUCUGCCCAACCGACCAGCCAUGGCCAUGGACUGUCUCUUCCCUCCCACCACGCGAUCGCAACGCCGCUCGCAACGACUGUUCUAAAUAGCGACUGCCUGACUGCUGCUGAACAGUCGGCACGAAGCCAUGCCUUGCGCCCCGAUGGACCUGAAUCGCGCUUCCUGGCUUCGCAGGGGAUACAUGGUGCAGAUGCGGGGUUUGGAGUCGGACAAGGCGCUGGCGGGUUUGCUUCAAGCGAUGAUGCGAUUACGGCGGAGUUACGUCUUAUAAGUCAAAAGAUCCAAUCUCUCUUGGACAUAAGGCACAGAUAUAUCAAGUUUUCGCUGCAGGGCGUGGGCGACAAUCCCAGGGAUGAGUCUGCCUGGGAUAUUUAUCCCCCGCCGCCAGAACCAGCGUGGGGUGAACUCGGAGAUCCGACGGGUACGAAUAGUAUGUCCAAUAGCAUGGUCAUGCCUGUAAAGGCGUCUUCUGCUGAGAGUGAAGGGGUUCCUAUGUCGCCAGCUCGUAAGAAGCGAAAGCCAGGACAGAAUAUUGGAGAGGACUUUGAUAUGGACGAUAUUUUGCCGUUGCCAGAAGCAUCGCCUUUUACCUUUAAACUGGAUGAAAGCAGCGUAUAUCAAGUGUAUGAAAAUUCUCAGGCUUCUGACUUGAAUCGGCCGAUAGUCCAAGUACCAUCCUUAAGGGACUUUUACAUGGACCUAGACACUAUUAUCGAUGUUUCAACAGACGGUCCCAUCAAGUCGUUUGCAUUCAAACGACUCUCUUAUUUGGAGGGGAAAUUCCAGCUUCAUGCAUUGCUUAAUGAAUACCAAGAAAUCGCUGAUAGCAAGAAAGUUCCCCACAGAGACUUUUACAAUGUUCGAAAAGUAGAUACCCACGUUCAUCACUCAGCAUGUAUGAACCAAAAACAUCUUUUACGGUUCAUCAAGAGCAAAAUGAAGAAAUCUCCUGAUGAAGUUGUUCUAUUUCGUGAUGGAAAGCACCUGACACUACGCGAAGUCUUCGAGAGUAUCAAUCUUACGGCGUAUGAUUUAAGUAUUGAUACUCUCGACAUGCAUGCGCAUACAGAUUCUUUCCAUCGCUUUGAUAAAUUCAACCUGAAAUAUAAUCCUAUAGGGGAAUCUCGACUGCGAGAAAUUUUUCUCAAAACAGACAAUUAUAUAAAAGGGCGAUACCUUGCUGAAAUCACCAAGGAAGUCAUUGCUGAUCUUGAGUCAAGCAAGUAUCAGAUGGCUGAAUGGCGUAUUUCUAUAUAUGGUCGUUCCAUGGACGAAUGGGAUAAGCUGGCCGCAUGGGUGAUAGACAAUAAGCUCUUCUCAUCUAACAUUCGAUGGCUUAUCCAAGUCCCUCGGCUUUAUGACGUUUACAAAUCCAACGGCAUUGUUGAUGAUUUCGAGGCGGUCAUCAAAAAUGUUUUUCAACCACUAUUUGAAGUGACGCAGGACCCAAGCAGCCAUCCAAAACUGCACAUCUUUUUACAACGCGUUAUCGGAUUUGACAGUGUCGACGAUGAAAGCAAAGCUGAACGCCGACUAUAUCGAAAAUUCCCAAUUCCCAAACAAUGGAACACUAAACAAAACCCGCCGUAUAGUUACUGGAUUUACUUUAUGUUUGCGAAUAUGGCGUCGUUGAAUUCAUGGCGGAAACAACGUGGUUUCAACACUUUCGUUCUACGGCCACAUUGCGGCGAAGCGGGCGAUCCUGACCACCUUGCAUCCGCCUUUCUCUGCUGUGCUGGCAUUAGCCACGGCAUUUUACUUCGAAAAGUGCCCCUGCUGCAAUAUCUAUUUUACCUUGAUCAAAUUGGGAUUGCCAUGUCUCCAUUGAGCAACAAUGCCUUGUUUCUGACUUAUGAGAGGAACCCCUUUGCCACAUUCUUUAGGAGAGGCUUGAACGUAUCGCUUUCCACAGAUGACCCACUACAAUUUGCCUUUACCAAGGAGCCGUUGAUUGAGGAGUAUGCCGUUGCUGCGCAGAUUUACAAAUUUAGCGCUGUCGACAUGUGUGAGCUGGCUAAACACUCUGUAGAUCAGAGCGGAUUUGAGCUAUGCUUAAAACAAAGAUGGCUGGGCCAAAAUUGCCAUUUACCCGGGGCAGCUGGAAAUAACAUGGCCAAAAGUAACGUUCCCGAUAUUAGAGAAGCAUUCAGGCAUGAGACUUUACUCGGAGAACUUGGCAUGAUUGAGCGCUACACGGCGCCACUGACUCAGCCGCAGACACCAAACAUGAUCCCUCUCAAUAAGCAGUGGCACGGAGCUCAGUCAACUCAGCCUGCGUCCCCAAACAUUUCCGGAGUAGCUGUAUCUGCUGGAGCCACUGGCACCUCGCACCUACCUCUUUCUUCUGCCGUCAUUCAUGAAACAGGGUACGACUUCGUCGGCAACGCUUCGUCUCCCAAUUUCCCAACCAACUCAGCUCGUCUGCCCUCUACCACAUCUCACGUGGAUCUAUACUCGCAGAUCAAUUCGCCAACAGCGAAUCGCAUGGCCCAUUCCCAACAGCCCGGUUUAGACUCUAGGCAGACAUGGCCUGCUGUCGCAACCCCGGCCCACGGCAUGAUUACGUCUACUCCACAAGAGACGAAUCCUCAAUCAAGUCUUGGUGGCCCGUUCAUGGAGCAGAGAAUAUUUCCAGGUAUCGUGCAUGCUCGGGUAAGACGAAAUAGCAAUUUGCAGGAUUUCGAUGACCUAGUGGCCGAUGACACGGACCAAAUUUCGGAGGUUAAAUCGAGUGGUGAGCGAAAUAGCACUGCUGAGCUUGAUAGUGAUGACAGUCCGCAGUUUGAAGAGCAACCUCCAACGUGGACAAGGGUGAAUGAUAUUGAUGAUGACGAUGAUUAG